GGUUCCUGUUUUUUGGCCAAUCAUAUAUCAACUUUCGAUUGGUGUGGAAAAUCUUAACAAUCUAAUGGAAACUCUAAUUGCCAUGUGCGAUAUAACCGGAUAUUUAAUCGUUUAUUGUUCAGUUAUACAAAACCAACAAACCCUAGCAAAAAUUUUGAAAGAUAUCAACAUAUUUUCGAAGUAUUGUAACAAAGAAGUUAUACUAGAAGCGGACGAACAAUGUACCUACUACACCAAAUAUCUCCUUAUUUAUUUAGCUGUUGGACUAGGCUGCAAUUUGGGCUGGCCUUUGAUAUCCACAAAACAUUGUAUUAGAAGCAGAGGUACGGACUUUCACUUGAAACAUAACCCAUGUGGAAUGCCUACACAAAAUUUUUAUCCAUUUGAUGCUAGCAAACCGCAUAUCUUUUGGAUAGUUUAUAUGAUGGAGGCCAAUUACUGUGUUCAUAUUUGCUAUGCAUUUUCUCUAGCAACUGCCAUGGUUACAGGAUUACUAAUACAUAUCAUCGCACAACUAAAAAAUUGUGGCGCAAUGUUUGAAAACGUUUUUAAUGAAAAUGAAGAAAAUCUAGAUGGUUUUAAGGAUGCCGCCAAACGAAAAUUUAUAACUUGCGUUAAAUACCAUCAAGAGAUAUUACUAUAUACGGAAAGAGUGUUUAAUGUCUUCAGCCGAAUGUUGAUUAUUUACGUAACCAUGACAUCUUUUACUCUAGCAACAGAUUGA
Molecule: messenger RNA, 724 nt
Organism: Sitophilus oryzae (rice weevil)
Lineage: Eukaryota; Metazoa; Arthropoda; Insecta; Coleoptera; Curculionidae
Exons: 7
Coding region: 65-724 (219 amino acids)
Biological process (GO): sensory perception of smell; detection of chemical stimulus involved in sensory perception of smell
Cellular component (GO): plasma membrane
Molecular function (GO): olfactory receptor activity; odorant binding
Source: RefSeq, a predicted model, not a curated record